AUGGACGCGCUCCCGGACGGCGUGGUGCAGAGCAUCCUCUCGCAGCUCAGCAACGCGCGCGACGUCGCGGCCUGCUCGGGCGUCUCCCGCUGCUGGCGCGACUGCGUGCCCUUCCUCCCGUCGCUCUACUUCCCGCGGAGCGCCUUCGACUCCGCCGCCGCGGGGGGCGCCACCGCCGCCGACGACGCCAUCGGCCGGAUGGUCGAGGCCGCGACGCGCCUCGAGGAGCUCGUCAUCUACUGCCCCUUCUCCUCCACCCACCUCCCGCGCUGGCUCGCGCUGCGCAGCGCGUCCCUCCGCGUGCUCGAGCUCCGGGUCGACUCCGCCGCCGACAAGGCGGCCGCCGGCGCCGGAUCCGGCCACCUCGACUGCAUCGGGCUCGUCUCCACCCUCCAGGAGCUGCGCCUCUGGGGGCUCACCAUGACGCGGGCCCCGACCUGGGGCCAGCUGCAGCGGCUCCGCGUGCUGGAGAUCGUCGGCGCGCACCUCGAGGACCUCGCCGUCUGCGGCGCCGUCCACGCCUGCCCUAACCUCACCGACCUGGCCCUCCUAGGCUGCGAGUGCGCCGGCGCGGUCGCCUUCACGCUCCCCCUGCUCCAGCGCUGCCGCCUCGACUUCGUCGGCUCCGGCACCUGCGCGCUCACGCUCGCCGCGCCCCACGUCGAGUCGCUCGAGGUCCAGGGGUUCAACUGGAUCGUGCUGCAGGGCGGCGACCGCCUCAAGCGCCUCACCAUCGCCAAAAACACCGGGAGCGUGUCUUCCGUGGGGAUCGAGAGGCUCCCGGUGCUGGACCACCUGUCGCUGCGCGGCGUGCAGUGGAGCUGGGGAGCCGUCAGCUACCUGCUGCAGUGCGCCGCCGAGGUCAGGCACCUGGUCAUGAAGGUCGAGUUCUGCGGCGACUUCGACACGCUCCAGCCCUUCCCCGAGGUGGAUCUCGUCGAGUUCUUCAACACCCACCCCAAGCUCCGCAGGUUCGAGAUCCAUGGUGCCAUGUUCGCGGCGCUGUGCCAGAAGAACAGCCUCAAAAACCUGGACUCGAGGUUCUCGAUAUCCUCACUGGAGGAGGUCCUCAUCACCGUGCGCUCGCCCUUGAACGCCGAGCAGAAGCUGAUUACCCUCGAGUCCCUCGUCUGCUGCAGCCCCAGGCUGCUGAGCAUGGUCAUUAGGAUCUCGCAGAUGAAGAACUGCCACGAGGCUUCUGAUGAAUUCUUCGAAGAGAUUUGCAAGUUUGCACACGUCAAUAAGGGCAGAGUGCGGAUAGAAUAGAAGACAUGCGCUCUGCUGCG
Lolium rigidum is the source of this 1286-nucleotide messenger RNA. Its product is annotated as F-box protein At1g10780-like. The transcript is spliced from 3 exons. Gene Ontology annotation, molecular function: protein binding. NCBI's taxonomy places the organism in Eukaryota, Viridiplantae, Streptophyta, Magnoliopsida, Poales, Poaceae. The coding region runs from base 1 to 1266 and encodes 421 amino acids. The record is from RefSeq and is a predicted model, not a curated record.